AUGACAUUCAAAACAUCUAGAGUAUCAUAAUGGCAUCAUGUAAUGGUGGCUAUUAGUUCGGCGUUGGUUUUUAUAAAAUUGUGUAUAUUGAGUUUUUCGUAAGGUGUUUUAGACUGUGAAAUUGUUUUUUUCUUGUGAAGAUUUAUGGCAAUUGCCACGUUUUGGUCAGUGAUGAGAGUUUAUAAUGUCUGUACAUUAUAAGUUUAAAUCAGCCCUUUCUUUUGACACAAUAACUUUUGAUGGCCUACAUAUUUCUGUCCGAGACUUGAAGAAAGCUAUUUUACAACAAAAGCAGAUUGGAAAAGCUACUGAUUUUGAUCUUCAAAUAACCAACGCCCAGUCUAAUGAAGUUUAUGAUGAUGAAAAUGUUUUAAUACCAAAGAAUUCAUCUCUAAUAGUUGUUCGUAUACCUUUGACAGCUCAGCAAAAGAAAAGCUGGGAGAAAGCUGAUACGUUACCAUCUCUUAAUACUAAACAGAUUAUCAGUCCAGAUGCGCAAGAUUUAUUAGUUAAUCGUCUAGCUAAGGCUGUUGAUCUUACUAAUGUUGACGCAAGUGAAGGAGACAAAAUACAAGCUGCUAUAACUCAGUCUACAUUAGAUUAUGAUCCUUCAAAUUAUUUAAGGAUAAAAGGAUCAAAUCAAGUUGGAGAACUUCCUGCUAAUUAUCGUUGUUACAAAUGUUUGCAACCUGGCCAUUGGAUUAAAGACUGCAAAUUGAAUGCUCAACAGGAUGCAAUUGAAAUAAAGAAAAGUACUGGUAUUCCUCGAAGUUUUAUGGUCCCUGUUGAGGGUCCUGAAGUUCCUGGAGCAAUGAUGACACCAACGGGACAGUUUGCUGUUCCUUCGAUUGAACAUGAAGCAAGAAGAGAGCCUAUAAGAAAACCUGUAGAACCAGCAGUGUUAGAGAAACCUGCAAUUCCUGAUGAUUUGCUGUGUGGAGUUUGCAAGGACCUUUUAGCAGAUGCUGUUCUAAUUCCGUGCUGUGGAAAUUCUUUUUGUGAUGAGUGUAUUCGAAAUGUGUUAUUGGAAUCAGAAGAUCACCAGUGUCCUGACUGUAGAGAAAAGGACGUUUCCCCUGACACGCUUAUUCCUAAUAGGUUUUUAAGGAAUGCUGUUAAUAAUUUUAAAAAUCAGACUGGCUAUAUAAGGACUCCUGUUGCUAAGACUUCUGCUGCGACUUCGACUCAGCAAUCACACUCUCAAGCCCCAACUCUGCAAGCCCAUCAUCCUGCGCAGUUACCGUUACCAGUUGCCGUUGAAGACGUUCAAACAGUUCAUACACCAACUCCUCCUGUUAGCCCUGAGAAGGAGGAACCAACUACUACAACUGAUGAGGUUGUUGUAGUUAAUGAAGUGUUGGAGGUGGAACCAGUGGGCCCCCCCUCCCCUCAGGGGAACGCUAUACCUUCCCUCCAAACCAUCACUUCCUAUAUCCCACAACGACCCCCUUUACACCACAUUCCUUCUAGAGUCCCUCCUAAUCCUAUUAUCUGUCCUAAAGGUGAAGAUAAACCGCACCAUAUGAAGGAGAAACCGCACUACAUGAACAAGAGAAGUGAUCGUUCUGGAACACCUACAAUCGAUGAAAGAAAUAGUGAAAGGUAUCCAGUUCAUCAUGGAAAUCAACGUGGUUCUGGCAUGAACCCAGUUAUUAUUCAUGUCCAACAGCAGCCGAUGAAUAACAACUCUGGACAACAUAAUAACAGAGGACAACAUCCCAUGUACAAUCGGGGUGGUGGAGGAGGUAAUUACAUGUAUACCAGAACUCCUUAUCACAUGACACGGGCUCCACCACGUGCUCCACCUAUGAUUUACCCCUAUCCUCCAGGAGGACCUCCGCACAUGAGGGGUAGUGGACAGGUAUAUCUAAGAGGCAGAGCUCGGGCACCGUUUAGACCUCAUUCACCGAACAACACUACCAUUCCGCCUGGACCUAUAGAUGAUCCAGUUGAACUCUUUGAAAGAUUGAUUCGAGAACAAGAUAAAAGGAGGGCACAACGUAGAUCUCGCUCUCGUUCACCUUAUUCAAGGUCUCGAUCAAGAUCACCUCCUUCACCACGAAGGGCUAGAACCAGAUCUCGUUCUAGAUCUCCAACACGUGCUAGCACGAGAACUAGAUCCCGAUCUCGUUCUCUGCCACCCAGGAGGAGAAGAUCUCGAAGCAGAAGUGGAGGAGCAUUUACUAUCAGCAGGUCAAGCUCAAGAUCUAUCAGAUCACGGAGCCAAGCCAGCAGAUCUCCCAGUAGAGACAGACGAGAAUAUUCUCCUAGGCAUCGGUCUGAUUAUCGAUCUCCAAUCAGGCCACAAUCUCCUAUCAGGUAUUAUUCCCAAAGAUAUAAAGAAGAACAAUACAAUAAUUUUCAUGGAACCAGAAACGGUCGAGGUGGGAGGUACGGGUCUAAGUCGCAGGAGUUUUAUCCUCAGGAAUAUCCCAGGGAGACUGAACGGUAUGACAGAAUUGGAGGACGAGAACGAGAUAGAGAUAGAGAACGAGACAGAGAACGAGAUAGAGAAAGGGACAGGGAUAGAGAUCGUGACAGAAUUGAUCGGGAUAGGGAUAGAGUGGAUAGAGAUCGAGUUGAUAGGGAUAGGGUUGAUCGGGACAGAGAUAGGGAGAGAGAUCGAGAAAGGGAUAGGGUAGAAAGGGAUAGAGAAAGAGACAGGGUGGAACGAGAGAGAGUGGAGCGAGAAAGAGUUGAGAGAGACAGGGUAGAAAGAGAAAGGAUUGAAAGAGAGAGGGUUGACAGGGAAAGAAUAGAAAGAGAGCGAGAAAGGGAUCGUGACCGAGAAAGGGAACGAGAUAGGGAGAGAGAACGUGAGAGAAGCUAUUCUUAUAAAAGAUAUGAUGUCCUAGAGCCUGUAAGGUAUGAAGAGCAACUAAGAGAUCUAACUGGAAGGGAUUGGGAAAAGACCAGGGAUCGGGAGAUGGAAAUUAGGGAACGUGAGCGACAGUCCGAAUAUUACAGAAAGAGAGACAUGCGCGGAAAUGUUGAGAUCAUCGAAAUGUCUCGAGAACCUAUAGCUCCCCCAGGUGUCAUUGAAGAAGAAAGAGAUAGAGUUCUUGUCCCCCUUCCGAUGGAUACUGAGCCUCUUGAAAAGUCUUCUCCAGACAAAGAAAAGAAGCCCAAAGAAAAGAAAAAGAAGAAGAAAGAUGAUCCUGAGAGAAAGAAAAAGAAAAAGAAGAUAAAAGAUAAGUCUGAUACUAAGAAGGAUGCUCCUGAAGAAGGUGAAAUAGUAUCUGAAAAAAAUGAGCCUGAACCAGCAUUGGAAGAUAAAAAAGAUGAAUUAUACGGAGAUCUGGGUGCGAAUGUUGAUCAGUAUGUUGUGCAGAAUUAUAGUAAGCCAUUUGAAGAGAAGAAAGAAGUGGUAGAUAAGGAUGUAAUGUUAGCUCCUGUACCUGAACUUUCUAAAUGGGAAAAAGACGAAGAAAUGCUGAGUGAAGUUGAGGAGAGCAAGAGAAUUGCGGAAGAAGAAGAUAAGCAACUAACUCCUGAAAUGCUUGAACGUGCAAUGAACGCACUCUUUAAGAAAGCAGUGAAACCAAUAGAAAAGAAAACUGAUAAGAAACCUGAAAGAAGAAGUAGGGAAAGAGAGAGGGACAAGAGGGAAGAAAAAGAAUCUGAUAGACAUACUAAAGACACACCCAGGUCAGUCGCUCUGCCUGUCAAGGUUGAUUAUGAUAAAAAGAGUAGCAACAGUAAUAGUAGUUCUAGUAAAAAUAGAUCACAGAGUAAACCUAACAGCGUAAGAAUAUCUGCAAAAGAAAGGCUUGGUGCUAAAAUAGAAGAUAAGUUAGUUGUGAAGAAAGAAGUAAGAGGCGACAGGAGAGAAAUAAAAAUUGAGAAAAUACCAAAAAGUGUUGUUAGGAAGGAAAGGGACAAUGUAGAAAAGUCUAGAACUGGGAGUAGAGAGCGUAGGAGGUCCCAUUCCAAGCAGAGGGAAAUUAAACAAGAACCCUCUGUAGACGUGGCAGAAGCCAAGAAAGCUAACUUAGAAGAACCCCAUUUCGAGCCUGAUUAUGAAAAAUCCGAUCAUGAAGCAGAAGAAAAGAAGCCUUCUGACGGACAGCAAGCCAAGAAAAGAUCUCCUAGCAUUGACAAAGGCCCUGAAGUAAAGAAGCUUAAAGUAGACGCAGAAACAAAACCAUCAUCUGAAGACUCCAGUGCCAGCUCAGAUGAUUCUGAAAAAAGUCACAAGAAAAAAAGAAAGAAGAAGAAGAAAAAGAAAAGCAAGAAAAGGAGGCAUGAUUCAAGUAGUGAGUCUGAUUCUUCUGAUUCAUCAUCCACCUCAGAAUCGGAGAAAAAGAAACGGAAGCAUAAACAUAAAAGUCAUAAGAAGUCAAAGAAACGAAAGAAGUCUAAAAGAUAAAUAUUGUAAUUUAUCACCUUUAUUUUAUUAGAUAUGUGUAAAUUGAUGUGCUAAAGAGGUAUAUGUACAUAAAUAUUAUGUAUAAUCUUACGAUAAAAAUAUAUGUAUAUAUUAUUUAUAGGAAAUUAAGAACAAUUCAUCCUUAAGUUUUUGUUUUGUAUGCAUUUAUUUUCAAUUAUGUAUAUACAAGUUUUAAUGUGAUCUUUGUAUUAUAAAGUUUUUCUGAAAUUUAUGUUAUAUCUUUU
Messenger RNA from Nezara viridula (southern green stink bug), 4614 nucleotides. The record is from the annotation of a GenBank genome assembly. Lineage: Eukaryota; Metazoa; Arthropoda; Insecta; Hemiptera; Pentatomidae.